AUGGCGGCGCGGUGGGCGGCGCUGGCGCUGGCGUGGUGCGCGUGCGCCGCUGCGCCCGCCGCGCCGCCGCCCCCCGCCACGCCGCGCCCCUGCGACACCCUCCUGCUGCGCUCCCCGCCGCCCAUGCCCCAGCACGUGCGGGAGCACGAGGCGACGGCGGCGCAGACGGCGCGCGCUCUAUCCGAACUGGUGGAGGCGGGCGCGGCGGACGAGGAGCGGGCGGCGGCGCUGGCACGGGCGGCGGCGCGCGCCCCCCUCCAUCCGCCCCCCGCGGCCGUCGCCCUCGGCGCCCCGCAGCUGCACCUCGGCGUGCUCUACCAGACGGAGCCGCCUCGCCUUUACGUUUUUCAGCAGAACAACUCGGCCGCCUUGCAACUCUUUUGGCGCACGCUCGCGUCCGCCUGGAACGCGAGCGCCGUGAUCUGGUCGAACGCGUGGUUUUCCUGCGAGAGCGACGGCGGCAGCUGGUGGGGCGGCGCGGCGGCGGCGAGGGGCUCGGGCCCCGCGAGGGCGGCGGCCGCGAUCUUCCGCAGGCUGCCGGCGGUGCCCUGCGAGGAGGCGAUGCACGAAUGGCUAGGGGGCCCGCCGCCCUGCGACCCGGACACAACGGAGUGUCGCGCUGUGCCGGUCUUCGGAUCGGCGGACAGACGUUUGGAGUACGAGUGCAAGUGCCGCGGCGGCUUCUGGCGCGCGGGGGCCAGCGGGUGGGUGAGGGGCGCGCCGCUGCGGACGGGGCUGCGAUGCGCGGAGUGCGCGAACAGCGGCGCCGCAUGCCUCGCGGACGCCUACCGCGCCGCCCUGCUGCCCGCUGACCUGGCCGGCGUACUCCUCUGCCUCGUCAUAGCCAUCGUCAUAUUCAAAAAGAGGAAGUGCAAAGCAGUAGCGAUGGGUAUGUGGACAGUGUUAGAAGUAGUGCUUCUCGGAGCCAUGCUGAUGUACGCUUCUGCAGCGUCCCAGCUCAUAUCAGACUCAAGAUGGCGUUGUAUUGUUGGGGCAUGGUUACGAGAGUUGGGCUUCGUAGCUUGCUACGGUUCAGUAGUACUACGACUGUGGGUACUGCUUGCCGAGUUUCGUACGAGGAAAGCCCACCGCUGGACACCACGCGAUGCUGAAGUGCUGCGCGUUGUGGGCGCUAUGCUGCUCGGCGCCGCGUGCUACCUGGCCGCGUUCACGGCAACGGCCGCUUGCGAGGCGGGCUGUGCGCACGCCGCCUGGCACCACGUCACCGCCGCGGCAGAGCUCCUCCUGCUGGCCGCCGGGCUGCGGACCGCGCACGCUGCCCGCAACGCCAACGUACCAUUCCAGGAGCGCAGCUGGCUGGCGGCGGCGCUGUGGACGGAGGGUCUGAGCGGAAUUGUGUGGCGGCUGCUGGCGGUGGUGGGCGUCGCGCCGGAGAUCUCUCCGCUGGCCGCCACGGUCCGCGCCCACAUCUCUGCGGGCGCAGCCCUCGCCUGCGUGCUCGCACCGCGCCUCUGGCACGGAUAUCGCACGCGCUCUCUAGCCCUAGAGGUGUCUCGUAGAGGGCCAGCCGAGGGCUUCGGGGUCGAGGGAGAAGAGGAGCCGACUUCGGAAGAAGUUCGUGCGGAACUGAAGCGUCUCUACGUGCAGCUGGAGAUCCUCCGUAACAAGACUCUCCGGCGUGACAACCCGCACAUUAGCAAGCGGCGAGGUGGCAGGAAACCGCCUCACAGACGAUUCUCUCUCCAAGCUUUGCAAGCGCGUCGAGGGGCCAAAAAUAAAACUGGCGGUAGUGCCAGUAUGGCAGAGGCUAGUGAAGCAGGAGAUGCUUCUAGAACACCUGAGGACUCGGUCUGUUCCGCUGAAGGUCCUUCGCAUUACACAGAUGGAGAACAGGCG
Iphiclides podalirius (scarce swallowtail) is the source of this 1857-nucleotide messenger RNA. NCBI's taxonomy places the organism in Eukaryota, Metazoa, Arthropoda, Insecta, Lepidoptera, Papilionidae. The record is from the annotation of a GenBank genome assembly.